Molecule: messenger RNA, 1426 nt
Organism: Salarias fasciatus (jewelled blenny)
Lineage: Eukaryota; Metazoa; Chordata; Actinopteri; Blenniiformes; Blenniidae
Exons: 6
Coding region: 116-982 (288 amino acids)
Source: RefSeq, a predicted model, not a curated record
CAUGACUGUCAGCUGACCGGCGUGCCGCGAAUGCCGGUGGACACUGCAGAAGAGUCAGAGAUCACAGAGUCCAUUCAGCUUGCACAGUGGGGAAAAAAAGCACCUGACAGACCAGAUGUCCUCCUCCAGUCCUUCUGUUACUCUGAACACAGGGGUUCAGAUGCCCCUCCUGGGUUUGGGGACCUACAAGCUGCAAGGCUCUGAAGUCGUUCGCUGUGCUGUGGACGCUGCCCUGGCUGCUGGUUACCGGGCCUUUGACAGUGCGGCUGUUUACCGGAAUGAAGCUGAUUUAGGUCGAGCUUUGCGGGAGCUGCUGCCCAAAUAUGGCUUGACCAGAGAGGAUGUAUUCAUAACCAGUAAGCUUGGCCCUAAGGAUCAGGGUGAGAGGGCUAUGGAGGGUGCUCUUCACAGCCUGUCUCAGCUGGACUUGGGUUACAUCGACCUCUACCUGAUCCACUGGCCUGGAACACAGAGUCUCGCAGUUUCUGACCAGCGCAACCCGGGCAAUCGAGCUCUGAGUUGGGCCACACUGGAGGAGCUUCACGCUCAGGGCAAGCUGAAGGCCAUAGGUGUGUCCAACUAUACGCCAGCACACAUGAAAGAACUAAUGCAGAGCUGCAAAAUCCCUCCUGCUGUCCUUCAGGUGGAGUUUCACCCACAGCUGUGCCAGACGGAGCUGAGGCGAGUCUGUGAGGAGUAUGGCGUGUGUUUCCAGUCUUACUCCUCGCUUGGUAGAGGAGAAUUGACCGCCAAUCCCGUGGUCAUGGAGGUUGCAAAGACCUGCGAACGAACACCUGCGCAGGUUCUGCUACGCUGGGCAGUGCAACAAGGCGUCCCGACCCUCCCCAAGUCUUCAAGUCCCGACAGAAUACAGGGGAACGCCCAAAUCUUCGACUUCAGUCUGAGCCAGACUGACAUGGACAGACUGUCGGCCUUAGACUGCGGCCACAGAUAUUGCUGGGAUCCUUCAGAAGUUGCAUGAAACUUCAGCUUUGGAACACAAAUUCUUUACUGAAAUGUGAUGUUCUGCGCUGACUGAAGUCACAGGACGCAAAAGGAGCUUUGUUUUUUAAAGUUUUGUCUCAAGUAAUCUGCAGAUGUCCCCGACAAUGGCCUACCAAGCGACUGAUGAUGGAAUUUUAGCUAAAAUCUUGCAGAGUAUGUGCAUAUUCAUUCUGCACUGUCUCUUGUGAUGUGCCAAAUACAGUGCGGUACAUACUGUACAGCCUGAAAAUAAUGGACGCCUAAGGACAUAAAGCAAGUUUUGCUACAUGCAUGCCAUUGUGACAACAAAAGCCUUUCACUUAGGAUUCACUUUUUUCUGUUCACAGGUUUGUUCAUUUGCCAUUUUUUUUUAUUUUCACUGCCAUAUCCUGGAUUAUCUUUGCUUUCUUCUGUUUGCCAAACUAAAUCUUUGAAACCUUUA